UUAUGUUUUAAUUUUAAAGAGACCAAAAUAAAAGAAUAUUUUUAUUAUCUAUUCUAAUAUUAUUAUAUUUAUUGGAAACAAUAAUGUUAUAUUGUUUGUUUAAAAUAUAAAAAUAUGUACAGAUUAGGUAAACAGAGUUUUAAAUUAUACCGACACAGAGAUAUUCUACUUAAAAAUGUGAAAACAAUCGAAAAGUUGAAUAGACACGAAAACUACAAUCAAAACAGAGAAUUCUCCUUCCAAUCUUCUAUAGAAUCUGUAGCCAAAACCCAAACAGGUAUUUUCAAAUGGAUAUCAGAAAGUACCCCAGUGGAAUAUCUUCAAAAUAUUUUAUUGACAAUGCACGAUACCACCGGUUUACCGUGGUGGGCAACAAUUGUUUGCACAACAGUAUUAUUAAGGACGUGUGUAACUCUACCUUUAGCUGUGUAUCAGAAUUAUAUAUUAGCAAAAUUACAUAAUUUACAAUUAGAAAUGCCUGCAAUAGUUGAAGAACUUAAAAAAGAAACGUCUAUUGCUGUUAAAAUGUAUAACUGGGACGAAAAGAAAGCAAAAAUGGUUUACAAUAGAUCAAUAAGAAAGCAAUGGAACAACCUGGUGGUAAGAGAUAACUGUCACCCUUUUAAAGCUAGUCUUUUACUAUGGUUUCAAAUACCUAUGUGGAUAUCUUUAUCUGUUUCUUUAAGGAAUCUUGUAUAUAUGCUUCCACAUCAAAAUGUAGAUGCACAAAUAACUUUUACAGAAUUAACUGUGGGAGGUUUUGGUUUUAUUCCAAAUUUGACAGAAGUAGAUGCUUCUGGUAUAUUACCUGUUGGAUUAGGCCUUAUAAACUUGUUGAUAAUUGAGCUGCAAAGAUUGUCAAAAGUUAAUGAACCUACAAAAUUACAAAAGUUUUUAACAAAUAUUUUCAGAGGUUUAAGUGUGAUUAUGAUUCCAGUAGCGGCAUCUGUACCAUCAUGUCUUGUUUUGUAUUGGACCACAUCAAGUGCAUACGGACUAAUUCAAAAUCUUAUACUUAUGUCUCCUAAAGCUAAACGAAUUUGUGGAAUACCUAAAACUGAUAAAGAACUAGAACAUCCUUACAGGCAUGUCAGUUUACAAAUACAAAAGAAACUUAAUUUAUCUUCUAACACAUCGAAAUGAUGUAAAAAUAUAAAUUGAUAAACAUA
Messenger RNA from Diorhabda carinulata, 1169 nucleotides. Its product is annotated as cytochrome c oxidase assembly protein COX18, mitochondrial. Gene Ontology annotation, molecular function: membrane insertase activity. NCBI's taxonomy places the organism in Eukaryota, Metazoa, Arthropoda, Insecta, Coleoptera, Chrysomelidae. Gene Ontology annotation, cellular component: mitochondrial inner membrane. The coding region runs from base 115 to 1143 and encodes 342 amino acids. The record is from RefSeq and is a predicted model, not a curated record. Gene Ontology annotation, biological process: protein insertion into mitochondrial inner membrane from matrix; mitochondrial respiratory chain complex IV assembly. The transcript is spliced from 4 exons.